GACUGAAUGCAGUGAAUAUCAGUUUAGACACUCUUGUGCCAGCAAAGUUUGAAUUUCUGACUCGUCGUAAAGGUUGGAAUAAUGUAAUGAAAAGUAUUAAUUCAUGUUUAGAUCAAGGGUUCAAUCCAGUUAAGAUAAACUGUGUUGUCAUGAGAGGAAUAAAUGAUGAUGAAUUAGGAUCAUUUGUAAGAAUGACAGAAAAAAUGAAUAUAGAUAUCCGAUUCAUUGAAUAUUCACCCUUCAAUGGCAAUAAGUGGAAUAAAAAUAAAUUGGUACCAUACUUUGAAAUGGUUAGCAGAAUCAAAAAUGAAUUUCCUGAGCUGCAGCGCAUAAAAGAUCAGUCUCAUGACACAUCAAAAGGUGAUAAAGAUGGCCAUAUAGUUGCCAUGGACCAAAAUACUUACACUGAUGGUGUAGCUGAACUCUUAAAAGAAGGCCCAUUAAAUCUGACCUCUAAGGAUUCUUCACCUUCGGACCUUUAA
Molecule: messenger RNA, 482 nt
Organism: Stegodyphus dumicola
Lineage: Eukaryota; Metazoa; Arthropoda; Arachnida; Araneae; Eresidae
Gene: Mocs1
Product: Molybdenum cofactor synthesis 1
Biological process (GO): Mo-molybdopterin cofactor biosynthetic process
Molecular function (GO): metal ion binding; 4 iron, 4 sulfur cluster binding; cyclic pyranopterin monophosphate synthase activity
Source: RefSeq, a predicted model, not a curated record